Molecule: messenger RNA, 3307 nt
Organism: Pyrus x bretschneideri (Chinese white pear)
Lineage: Eukaryota; Viridiplantae; Streptophyta; Magnoliopsida; Rosales; Rosaceae
Product: deSI-like protein At4g17486
Exons: 4
Coding region: 245-856 (203 amino acids)
Biological process (GO): protein deubiquitination
Molecular function (GO): deubiquitinase activity
Source: RefSeq, a predicted model, not a curated record
CCACAAGACAACAACGUACAAACUACACUCAACCAAUAACCAAAAAGUCGUUUUAAAAUAUAGUUUUGAUAUUUCUCCUGAAACUCCAAAUUUUCUCUCUCAAUCUUCCUCCCGUUUCUCGGCAUCCAAACGGCGGAAUAACUUUGUGCCAGGGUUCGUUUUGAUCGGCGAGCGGGAUGAUCAGGUUGUGCUAAUUUCCGAACUCAAUUGAGCAGAUUAGGGUUUACGAGUGACUCAAUAUACAAUGCGGUUGUUUCCUUUGAGCUUAAGCCCAAGCUCGACCGCCAGAGCAGACAAGGAGCUCACUGAUCGGAAAAAAAAUCGCGCCCAUUUGUACCUCAAUGUCUACGAUCUCACGCCUGUGAACAACUACCUUUACUGGGUUGGAUUCGGGAUCUUCCACUCCGGCAUAGAAGUUCAUGGCUUGGAGUAUGGCUUUGGAGCCCAUGAGUACCCCAGCAGUGGGGUUUUUGAGGUAGAACCAAGAAGUUGUCCUGGCUUCAUCUUCAGAAAGUCAGUCCUGGUGGGCAGCACUGAUAUGUCUCGCUCAGAAUUCCGGUCAUUUAUGGAGAACCUUUCUGGAAAGUAUCAUGGAGAUACCUAUCAUUUAAUUGCCAAGAAUUGCAACCAUUUCACUGAUGAAGUUUGUAUGCGGCUAACUGGAAAAACUAUACCUGGAUGGGUAAAUCGGCUAGCCCGAGUAGGUGAGAGUUCUUUCUGCAACUGUCUUCUUCCAGAAAACAUUCAAAUUUCAGCAGUGAGACGUCUUCCUGACCACCCGACAUAUUCUGGUUUCUUGGUCUGCAACUCAAAAACAGCCCUGCAACUAAAAGAAAUCCAUAUUUCUGCAACCUAAAAAUGAAAAAGGGACGCCCAGUUGACGCCUCAGGCGCCUAGGCGCGCCCCGACGAGCCUAGGCAACAGAGGCGAAAAUGGUGAAGCCCCACCUCCAAGGCCGCUAGGCGCGCCACCCCGAGGCGAGUUUUUUAACACACUUUACAGAUAUACAUAUAAAAUAGGUACAAGGAAAAAUAAACUGAAGCAGAUAUUCUUUUGCUCGUACUACUAAAAGGUUCAUGAACAUGUAAUUUGUGUGCGACGUGGUGGGAGUUGAGGUGAGAUGAGAGAGGGCUGGAGUGCAUAGAAGGAGAGGCGGUUGGUUAAAAGAAGGGAGAUCAGAGUAAAAAUAGGAAACAUUGAAUUAAAGAGAGUUAGACAUAAUGCAUAUAAAUAAUUUUAGAGUUGUUGGGUAUAUAUAAAACCAACAAUAAAGAGUGUUAGACAUAAUGCUCCUUUCUGAUCAACUUUUACAAUUUUAAGUUUACUUAUCUAACCCAAUACCAAAAGUGCUCAACUAAUCCACUACCAUAUAUUGCUCAUCAAAAUUUCAAGCCACCAAUUUCUCUCUAAACCAGAGUAAUCUCCACCUUAAAGCUUAAAGUUUCUGAUUGAUUUGUGGCUUAAAUUCUUGACAUUUGGAAUUCCCGAGAACUGAAUUUAUGAAUAUAAUUAGUUUGUUUAGACUUAGGGUCUGCUUGUUUGUUUCUCUUUUGUUUCAAACUUUUUGGUGGUCUUAUGUCCAUUAGAACGAGUGAGAUAAUAAAAAUAUGAUAUCCGAUAUGUGUGGGUUUUCUUAAUUCUGUGUUUGAACUUGUUCCGGCCGAGGUUGAACAAAUGAAAUAUAUUAAGUUGAUUAUAAAUGGACAAGCAUCAAAUGUCUGAGCAACUGUGGACAUCGAUUGAGCAUAUGGAGAUAUGUCUGAUUUCUGGUGUCCAUGCAUCAUGUGGUCCUGGUUGGUUGAAUGAUGCUUGAACCUGGAACUAAAAUGCAUGAUAUAAAAAAUAAAUCAUAAAUUCACACUUCUUUCUCCAGAAGAUUCCUCUCUUAUCGCAAAUUUCUUGUUAAUUUGGCAAUGUGGUAAGAUUAAACUACGUUGAGAGUUUGUAAAAGAAUUAAGAAAGUUGGAGAGAUUAUGUGUUUGAGAAAGGGUAAAGAACUCCUAGGGUAUAGGUGGGUGGUGAUAUAGAGUGCGUUACUUUAUUGUAAAUAGGAUCUAAGAAAGGCAUGUUUUGGAGUUCAAUAAAAUCACCCAAAAGAAUUUCUUUAAGACCCUCUGAUUAAAUAAAAUGCAAUUGACUUCUCCUCUAAAUGCUUUUGACUUUUCCACAAAAUGCUUUUGAAUUUUUUUUCCAAAAGCCUUUUCAACAUAGUUGAAUAUUAUUUGGAUGGCUGAAAUUGGCAUGCCUUCUGCUUGAAAAGAGCUUUAGUUGCAAGUUCAGCUUUUGGAGAACAUAAUUACAUGAUACCGUGAAGACCACCUAUUAGUCAUGAACAAGCCAUGAUAGAGUGGUACAAGCAACCCAAAUUCCUCUUUGACCAUAUCAUUCAGUUUUCUUUUACCAUGCAACAAGGUUCUGGAGAAGAUGGAUUAACAAAUGAAGCAAAGAACACAACAUGGAGUUGUGGUGCAGAUGUUAAUAAAAGAAAAUAUCGAACAAUAGUUUAGAGUAGUUCAUCACACAAAACAUUUCAACAGAUGUUCUGUUUUUCUUCUCUGGAUGGUGCUGGUACUAAGCUUACCAAAUGAAAUGGGGGUAAGAUACAAUCCUUAAAUUGAAUCCAGCUUGUUCAUAUGCUGGAGAAGUUUAGCGAAAUGGAGAAGAGAGAGAGACAAAAGGGAAGCUUGUGCGCACAGAUUUUUAUCUGAGAGAGGGUAAGAGGGAAAGUUGAUACGAUACAAUAGAUUGCUUUUGUGUUCCCUACAAAGUAAAACAAAAUGUGGUUUCAACCCAUGAAUGGUGCACCACCUUAUGGUGUACAAAUGUGUGUUUUUUCUGUUCCAUAAACAGGACGUUUAGUUAUAACACCAAAUGUGUUUUUCAUUGUUAUCUUUUUCAUACCAUGACUUGUGACCAUGGAUUUGCCUUGCUCUUUGAUUGCGUUUGCAAGAAUAUUGGAAUAAAAUAGAAUCAUUUAUCUUUUUUCUUCUGGAAAGAUACAGAAUAGGUUGAAUCAUCACUCUGAUUGAUCGGCUCAACCUCCCCGGCAUACUUGCCUUUGGUUAAGAUAUUUGUCGUGGAUGUCUGAUGGUAUUUACCGGAUCCUGCCAUGCAGGUUUUCCUAUCAAUUCCUAGAAUCUAGGUUUACAAUUUGAAUUAGUUCUUGUCCUUCGUGUAGCUUUAAUUGUUUAGUGAAAAGAUUUGAAUUGUGUGUGUAUACAGAUGAGGAUGUAUGAUGUAUAUGCUAGAGGUGGGGGAUUUGGGAACUUGACAUAUGUUGUGAUGUGUCUUGCAUAAACUUUUUUCC